AUGGGCCAAUCGCCUUUCUUCUACUACAACCCGGACCCUAGCCCCGAGAACCGCCAGCACGGUCACUUUACGCCUCAUCCCCAUGGCCAGCAGUCCUUCACCAGCCAACCCCAGCUAGGCUCGACGCCGGACAUGAUGUACACUUCCAACCCCUUCUACGGCCGGCCGUCUUCCUCGAGCUCGCAAGCGGGCUACACUUCGCAACCCUACCAGUCGCAAGCCAUGUUGACGCCCCUCGCCUCGCCCCAGCCCAUGCACCAGAAGCCCGCCAUCCUCGUCCACCAGGACAACUUCCUCGCUCCCAUUGAGACCGACUUUGACUUCCGCUUUGCCCCCGCGACGCCGCCUCUCUCUUCGUGCGGCAGCGCCAUCAGCAGCCCGCCGUCCAUGUGCGACUUCCUGCCUACGCCGGUCAACGGUAGCUUCAUGGAGGGUAUCGAGGGUGUCAAGCAGGGUUGUGAGGAGGAGGUGUUCUCGGAGAUUCUCGCUGGUGGUGACUGGGCGCGGUCGGCAUCGCCGCCCAUGACGCCAGUCUUCAUCCAGCCGCCCACUUCGGCUGCGACCCAAACCCAAAACACUGCCGCCCCCUACCUUCUUUCCGCCACCUCGUGCCCCUCGCUUUCGCCCUCGCCGUCGCCUCUGCCGCGCACUCCCAUCGAGAGCGAAGCCGACUUCUGCGACCCCCGCAACCUCACCGUCACUUCGGCGCCUUGCCUGCCCACUCUCUGCUCUGGUGACGACGAGGAGCACAAGCUGAUGCUCCGCGGCGACGCAUUCACUGCCAAGACCGAGCAAACGCCCACCCCUGUCGACUUCACCCAGCCGCACGGCCUCCCCACUUUCGAGCCUCUGUUCGAGCUCGACUCUGAGGACGACUUCACCGGCCUCGUUCAGUUCUCCGGCUCCGACAACGUCAACUACAACAACGGUAGCAACAAGCGCCAGCGCACUAACUUCCAGUCGCUCUCUCUCGACGAGGAGCACGCUUUCGACGAGGACAGCUUCAGCGACUUUGACGACGACUUCGCCGCCACCGGCCUCCUCACUCCCGACUCGGACGCUUCCUUUGCCGACGAGAUGGCCGAGGGCCGGAGCAAGAGGCGCCAGACCAGGAAGAGGAGCGACGACUCCGACUCCGACUUUGUUCUCGGCAAGAGCCACAGCAGCCGCAGCGCCCAGAAGCAGGCCGCCUCUGGCCAGCACCAGUCUGCUGCCCAGGGUCAGGCCGAGGCCGCCGACUCCGUCAUGGCCUCCAGCUCCGAGUCGAGCGCUCCCGUCAACGCUCCCGUCAGCCGCCGUGGCCGCAAGCAGUCUCUGACCGAGGACCCCUCCAAGACUUUCGUCUGCACUCUCUGCUCUCGUCGCUUCCGUCGCCAGGAGCACCUCAAGCGUCACUACCGCUCGCUCCACACGCACGAGAAGCCCUUUGAGUGCUCCGACUGCGGCAAGAAGUUCUCUCGCAGCGACAACCUGUCUCAGCACCAGCGCACUCACGGCACCAACACGGUCGUCAUGAAUGUCAUGGACGAGGCGGAGCUGAGGAGGCAGAAGGAGGAGUCGUACGACAGCCAAGACACAGCGGCGCUCGGCGCCGCCCUGUACAGCGCCGUGGCGGCCGUCUCGAGCGGGUCUUCGACCGGCUCGUUGUCGGAUCGCGACGACAAGAAGUCCAAGAACAAGAGGAAGCGGGACGAGUAA
Aplosporella prunicola CBS 121167 is the source of this 1698-nucleotide messenger RNA. RefSeq lists its product as uncharacterized. The transcript is spliced from 2 exons. NCBI's taxonomy places the organism in Eukaryota, Fungi, Ascomycota, Dothideomycetes, Botryosphaeriales, Aplosporellaceae. Gene Ontology annotation, cellular component: chromatin. Gene Ontology annotation, biological process: regulation of transcription by RNA polymerase II. Bases 1 to 1698 code for a protein of 565 amino acids. The record is from RefSeq and is a predicted model, not a curated record. Gene Ontology annotation, molecular function: RNA polymerase II cis-regulatory region sequence-specific DNA binding; DNA-binding transcription factor activity, RNA polymerase II-specific.